This is a messenger RNA of Pyricularia pennisetigena, 603 nucleotides long. RefSeq lists its product as uncharacterized. The annotation marks the transcript as partial. The record is from RefSeq and is a predicted model, not a curated record. Lineage: Eukaryota; Fungi; Ascomycota; Sordariomycetes; Magnaporthales; Pyriculariaceae. The transcript is spliced from 2 exons.
AUGUUAGUCACAAAUACGGCUUUUACCUACAUGGUGAACCAUGUUUUCCUGCCCCCCAAGCUCCCUGAAGGAGAUGAUUGGGAAGCCAGCCACAGCAAGGCACUGCAGUCGAAUAUCAUGGCGUGCAUCGAGAAGUUUGUGACCUACGUUACACUUGGCAAUCGUGCGUUGAUGCAAUCUGCUGCUUCAAUGAUUCGACGCAUGACCCAAGCCCAGAACGAGCAUGGUUAUAUACACUGCGAUAAGCUCGAGCAGGUCCUCGACGAGAUCGGUGAAAAGGACCUGUCUAGCGACAUGAUCGAGAUCAUGAGUUUCAAGGUUGCUCGACGUAAACAUAAACUACUUGCUGCUUUCCAGGGUGAAGUGGAAGAACAAGUAAUUUCAUUCGCAGACAAGGCAAUGACUGACGCCGCUCGAGAGUUGAUCAGCCGUCAGCGUCCUUUUGUUGCAAACGAAAGCCCCGACAAUAAGCUACGUCACCUUGAGUCGGUCAAUUUUGUCAAUGACACGGUUUAUAGGUUGAAGAACCUUGACGAAUUUAUUAAGUCCAUAUCAGACCGGACUAUGAGCCUGGAUAAAGCUUCUUUCUGCCCGCCCGCGUAC